AUGCGUGUUGGAGAAUUUGCAGGGAAGAAAGUCCAGGAAGCAAAGCCAUUGAUAGGGACCAAGCUGGUUGAGACAGGUGAGGCAAUCAUAUUCAGUGAACCUCAGAGGCAGGUCAUUUCAAGGUCUGGUGAUGAAUGCGUUGUGUAUCUUACUGAACAAUGCAUGCAUGCUGUUACUCACUUACUCGUAUUCGUCUUCGGCGAUGGGCUUGUUCGCGAUCUUUCGAGCUUGGGACUCCCGGUCGAUAGAGCUUCUCUUGGUCGAAUCAUUAUCUGA
Messenger RNA from Dovyalis caffra, 276 nucleotides. Lineage: Eukaryota; Viridiplantae; Streptophyta; Magnoliopsida; Malpighiales; Salicaceae. The record is from the annotation of a GenBank genome assembly.